Molecule: messenger RNA, 1379 nt
Organism: Aedes albopictus (Asian tiger mosquito)
Lineage: Eukaryota; Metazoa; Arthropoda; Insecta; Diptera; Culicidae
Gene: NiPp1
Product: nuclear inhibitor of protein phosphatase 1
Exons: 6
Coding region: 177-1256 (359 amino acids)
Cellular component (GO): nuclear speck
Molecular function (GO): protein serine/threonine phosphatase inhibitor activity; mRNA binding; protein binding
Source: RefSeq, a predicted model, not a curated record
UCGAAAUGUCAAAAUUUUGUUAAUCAAAACAAAUCGCCCAUUAUGUGGUUAGUGCGUGAAUUUCGUUCCAAUUUACUUAUUUUCCACCGUAAAAACUUCUAAAACUAUCGUAAUUAGUGUAUUAAGUUGAGGAUUCGUGUUUUCCUGAUUUGGGACAACAACUCAUUCUGAGCGUAAUGUCCAACCACUACGACAUACCCUCUUGGGCUGGUAAGCCGCCCACGGGGCUACAUCUGGACGUGAUGAAGGAAGACAAACUGGUUCAAAAGUUGAUGAUUGACGAAAAGAAAUGCUAUCUUUUCGGUCGGAAUCCCCAGAUGAACGACUUCUGCAUCGAUCAUGCGUCCUGUUCCCGCGUACACGCCGCAUUCGUUUAUCACAAGCACCUGAACAUUGCCUAUCUGGUGGAUUUGGGUUCCACUCACGGGACGUAUAUCGGCUCGGUCCGGCUGGAAGCUCACAAACCCACCCAGUUGCAAAUUAACUCGACGUUCCAUUUCGGCGCUUCGACCAGGCACUAUAUGCUCCGGGAGAGACCCAAUGUCCGAUCCAACAUUAUGGAAGACAUCCCGAUGAUGGACACCAGCGAUGGAACCUAUCUAGGCCUUCCCGAGAGCCAAACGGAACUUGAUAACUUGACUGAAUACAAUACCGCUCACAACCGGAGGAUUUCCAUGCUUGGAAUAUCGGACGAAACCAGCACCUUCAAGAAGAAUAUGAAGAACAAAAGGAAAAGGAAAGGCGUCCAGUUCAAUGAGGAUGAAAUCGUUAUAAAUCCCGAAGAUAUCGAUCCAAGCAUAGGACGCUUCCGUAAUCUCGUAUCGUCCACAGUUGUUCCAGUACAAGCGAAACGUGCAAAACUAGAGGUUCACUCAAUGGGUCUCUCUACAUCACCCUCAUCCAGCAAAAUCCUUCAUCAUCCGCACAGCUUGGUACCAAAUUUGUAUCAUGGAAUCGACGACCAAGCGCACGACCCACGAAGUGCGGCCGGCAAUGGUUCAGGAUUCGGGUUUGGCAUGGACACCACACCCAGCGGACUCACCACUAAGCUGGGUAUAAUUUUGCCGAAUCCAGCACCGGAUGUGAAUCCGGCCAGUUCGAGCACUGCUCUAAUGCCUCCUCCUAUCUACAGCAGCAUGGCUCCCAAAAGUGUUAAAAUUGUCGACAAACCGGACCUAUCGGACGAACCCAAAAAGAAGAAAUACGCCAAGGAACAGUGGCCCGGAAGGAAACCUCUGGGAUUGGGAGGUUUCUAAGCGAUUACAAUACAAAUGUAACGGUACAUUUAUCUUAUAUUGGUGUGACUAUUUGGUAAGUGAAUAAGGUUUACCGAAUUUAAUCUAACAUCAUAAUAAUCGAAUGUUAAUGUAGAAGCGAGA